This is a messenger RNA of Pyricularia oryzae 70-15, 2332 nucleotides long. Its product is annotated as sugar transporter STL1. Gene Ontology annotation, molecular function: carbohydrate:proton symporter activity. Lineage: Eukaryota; Fungi; Ascomycota; Sordariomycetes; Magnaporthales; Pyriculariaceae. Gene Ontology annotation, cellular component: membrane. The record is from RefSeq and is a predicted model, not a curated record. The transcript is spliced from 3 exons. The coding region runs from base 608 to 2185 and encodes 525 amino acids. Gene Ontology annotation, biological process: transmembrane transport; carbohydrate transport.
GACUCAUUCCAACGCCACUACGGGGCCUGCCUGCCUGCCUGCCUGCCUGCCUGCUUGCCUGCUUGCUUGAGCCUUGCUUGCCGGCUACCCACGCCGAUGCGCGACAGACGCCUCCCGGAGUUUAACCUCCCGCGGGAACAAUAACGCGAAAAACGGGAACAGGAGCAGGAAACAGGCACAGGAACAGGGCAGCAGCCUCACGCAAAAAUGCCAGCCAUGUCGACGCCGAUCCAACGCCCACCCCUAUUUCCGAACCUUUUGACCAUGCCCUGACUUGACCGACCUCCUUCUCGUCCCCGCACCCCAACUAUGGCGGAGGCGGAGAGUUCGUCACUCCAACGACAAAAGAACAAGGACAUGGUGCCAUGGACCCACGGGGUCAUUGGGGGCUGGCGGAUAUCGGCAACAACAGCUUAGCGGAGUUUGCUCGCAAAUUUGUCUGCCCCAGAAUUUUCUCGACGAGGACGUACAAAACCCCAAUUUCCCCAUGGCCAGACCCUCUCCAGAGGGAAGAUGCCGCUCUACUCACUUCUCUCCCUCUCGCUCCCCUCUGACACCAAUUGAAGCCAGUACUCAGUCAGGGCAACACCAGUAGCAAGCAGCAGCGAUGGGCAAGUUCUUCUUCGGCCUCACGGGCCACCACCUGGCCGUGUUGCAGAUAGCCCUCAUCGUGGCGCCGUCCUUCAUCCUGUUCGGCUACAACCAGGCCGGACUGGGCGGCCUGAUCGGCCUCAAGGACUGGGCCCGGACCUUUCCCGAAAUCGACACCAUUCACAAAAAGGACGCGGGCACGUCGACGCUCCAGGGCUUCGUCGUUGCCACCUGUGUCAUUGGCGCCUUCUUCGGCUCCCUCAUGUGCGGCUACACAGGCGACAAGUUUGGCCGCCGCCACGUCAUCGCCUUUGCCGGCCUCUGCUGCCUCGUCGGAGCCGUUCUCGAGUGCUCCGCCUUUAGCCUCGCCCAGCUGAUCGUUGGCCGCAUUAUUGUCGGCCUGGGAAUCGGCCAGCUCAGCACCAUCGUGCCCGUCUGGCAGAGCGAGACCAGCGGCGCCAAAAACCGCGGCAGGCACGUAGUGCUCGAUGGGCUCUUUAUCUGCGUCGGCUUCGUUCUCGAGAGCUGGAUCAACCUCGGUUUCUUCCAAUUCAACGAUGGCCCCGUCACUUGGCGCCCUCCCAUCGCCAUCGGUAUCAUUUUUGCCCUGACUCUCAUCGCCAGCAUUUACCUCUUCCCCGAGAGCCCUCGCUGGCUGGUGGCCAUGAACCGCAGCUCCGAGGCGCGCGAGGUGCUUGCGGCCCUGCGUGGCCUUCCCGAGGACUCGAUGGAGGUUCAGGCCGAGCUGUCGGGUAUCGAGCUCUCACUCGAGGAGACCACUGGCUCGGGGGCCAAACUGAGCGACAUGCUCGAUCCCAACAACGAGGAUAAGCUGCUGUACCGCUUCGGCCUCUGCAUCCUGCUCCAGUUUUACCAGCAAAUGUCGGGAACCAACCUCGUGUCCGUCUACGCCACCAUCCUGUUCCAGGACAACCUGGGAAUGAGCCCCGAGUUGUCGCGCGUGCUCACGGGCGGCGCCCUGACCUGGAAGUUUUUGGCCUCCUUCCUGGCUUUUAUCUGCAUCGACCGCUUCGGCCGCCGCGUCUGCUUCAUGAUCUCGGGGUGCGGAAUGGGCGCGUGCAUGAUCGCGCUAGCAAUUUCGACUUCGUUCGACGAGGGCAACCGCGCGGCCCAGAUCGCGGCCGGCUGCUUCAUCUACCUCUUCAACACCUUCGUCCCCAUCGGAUUCCUGGGCGCCAACUUUUUAUACUGCACCGAGGUCGCUCCCGUCCGCCUCCGCAUGGUUAUGUCGAGCAUUUCCACUGCCAACCACUGGCUCUGGAACUUUGUCAUUAUUAUGGUUACGCCCGUAGCCAUCUCGACCAUCGGGUGGCGCUACUACAUUGUCUUCUCCGUCAUUUGCGCCUGCAUCCCCGUCAGCGUUUACUUCCUCUACCCCGAGACCAUGGGCCGCAAUCUCGAGGAGAUUGAUUUCAUGUUCCGCGAUUCGCCCUCGGCUUGGGCCACGGUCAAAUACGCAAGGACGAGGCCAGUGGCUAUGCCCCAGGAGUUCGCCAAGAAGAACAAGACAGACCACGUCGAGGGUGUCGCCGUCAACGACGAUUCGGAUAAUACCCCCAGGGCCAGCGGUUAAAGCGAAAGGGUUUUGAAAAAGAAGCGAGUUUUAUUUAAAUGUUUGUAUAUAAAAAGUUAUUACAAUCUGCCCGACGAUACAGAAAUUAGGCCAAUGUACAAAAAGUCUUGCAGUACCUGCAUUGGGCAAAUAUUUUCUCGGUCCCAA